Molecule: messenger RNA, 3699 nt
Organism: Chenopodium quinoa (quinoa)
Lineage: Eukaryota; Viridiplantae; Streptophyta; Magnoliopsida; Caryophyllales; Amaranthaceae
Product: non-lysosomal glucosylceramidase-like
Exons: 19
Coding region: 743-3532 (929 amino acids)
Biological process (GO): glucosylceramide catabolic process; carbohydrate metabolic process
Cellular component (GO): membrane
Molecular function (GO): beta-glucosidase activity; glucosylceramidase activity
Source: RefSeq, a predicted model, not a curated record
GAGGUGGCGAUGACUAUGGCGGCGGAGGUGACAAUGACGACAGCGUUGAAGGGGAAAAUAUGAGGACUUGCAGUUGGUAACAGAGAGGGAGAAGGGGGUUGAGGAUUUGAUGGAGGAGAGAGAAUUGAAGGUUUGUUAAUGGUGGAAAUGUUUAGUUUUGAGGAGAGAUAAAGAUACGGGAUGAAAGUAGAGCCAUUGGGUUAACUUUUUCAUUUUGUGUUUAUUUUUUUUUUUAUUUUGAUACUCGUUUUUGUGUAAAAAAAGGGUUACUUUUGUGAAAAAAAAGUCACUUUUUGUAAUACAAAGGGUUACUUUUGUGAAAAAGGGUCAGUUUUGUAAAGAAAAGGGUCACUUUUAAAUAGAAAAAGGAUCACUUUUUGCAAAAAUGUUCGAUGUACAAUAAAAUUAUUGUAAACCGGGGCAUGCAAAAGGAGGUGUAACAAAAUUUAUUAAAUUUUUUUUUUUUAAACUUAUUUUCAUAACUAUUCCGAACUAAAAAUUUAUUCAGUUAAUUUUUUUUUUCCUUCAACUGAAAAUUAUAAAACUCUGAAAUAAAUAAAGGGGCGGUCCUUGUUUUUCAAAAUUAAAUAAAAUAAAAUAAAUAUAAGAAUAUUGGGAGGAAUGUAUUUCAGGUUAUUACAAAGUCUUCCAGAAAAUUGAAUUGCAGAAUCAUUCUUUCAUAGGGUGUUGAUGAUCUAUGGUUAUAGAUGUGAUUUGUAAGUGAUAUUUGUCGGUGUAGAAUAUGGUUAACCCAGGGGAACCUAUAAAACCGAGCUGGCAGCGGAAGCUUGACCAUGACGAAAAAGUUCCUUCAGAGUUCGGGCUAAGCGUCAGGGAGUGUGUUCAAUUGGCCCCUAUAGGUUAUAGACUUUGGCGUCAUGUUCGAGAAGAAGCUGGCAAAGGAAGGGGGGCAAUUAUUGAUCCUUUCUUCAAGCGUACUGUCACAUCUGACCAUGGAGUUCCUCUUGGAGGAAUUGGAGCUGGAAGCAUAGGAAGAAGUUACAAAGGCGAGUUUCAGCGCUGGCAAAUUUUUCCUAGAACAUGUGAAGAUAAACCUGUUUUGGCAAACCAAUUUUCUGUUUUUGUUUCUCGUCCAAAUGGUGAAAAAUACUCUUCUGUGCUAUGUCCGCCAAAUCCUGAGAUGCUCAAGGGAACCACUGCAAGCGGUAUUGGUAGUUGGGAUUGGAAUUUAAAAGGAAAUUAUUCUACUUAUUAUGCUCUGUAUCCAAGGUCUUGGACUGUAUAUGAUGGUGAACCUGACCCGACGCUUAGUAUUGUUUGUCGUCAACUUUCACCUAUAAUUCCCCACAAUUAUAAGGAGAGCAGCUUUCCUGUAGCAGUAUUUACUUUCACGCUAUCAAACUUUGGAAAUAAAGAAGCGGAAGUUAGCUUGCUUUUCACUUGGACGAAUUCCGUGGGUGGAAAUUCUGGAUCUAGCGGUAAUCACUACAAUUCAAAAAUCACGAUGAAGGAUGGCACACGUGGUGUAGUUUUACAUCAUAAAACAGCAAAUGAAAAGCCCUCCGUUUCAUUUGCCAUUGCCGCAGAGGACAAAAAUGGGUUUCAUGUCUCAGUGUGUCCUUGCUUUGUUAUUUCUGGCGAUUCAGAAGGUAUUACGGCGGAGGAUAUGUGGAAAGAGAUGAAAGAGCAUGGAUCCUUUGAUAACCUCAACUGUCCAGAGACAUCAGCUCCAUCAAAGCCAUCUUCUUGUAUUGGAGCAGCAGUUGCAGCUUCAACUAUUGUACCAUCAGGAUCUACACGUACUGUCACAUUUUCAUUAUCAUGGGAUUGCCCUGAGGUGACAUUUUCAAAAGAAAGAACGUACCACCGGCGGUAUACGAAGUUUUAUGGCACUUCUGGUAACACAGCGGCAGAUAUCGCACAUGAUGCUAUAGUUGAUAAUCAGCGUUGGGAGUCUCAAAUUGAAGCAUGGCAGAGACCUAUACUUGAAGACAAGCGAUUUCCAGAAUGGUAUCCCGUUACUCUUUUUAAUGAGCUUUAUUACCUUAAUGCUGGGGGAACUGUGUGGACAGAUGGCUCUCCUCCACUGCAGACUACAGUGACUAUAAAGGAAAAAGAAUUUCCACUUGAGAAGUCUAACUCUGAUUUUGUAAACACUACCACCAAUAUCACAACACAAAAGGAUACGGCUGUAAAUAUCCUUGAGAAAAUGACUUUGAUACUUCAGCAAAGGCAUAUAACAGCUAAUUCUAAUUCUGCUUUUGGUCCCAAUUUGAUUUUAGAAGGGGAGGAAAACAUUGGUCAAUUUCUUUACUAUGAAGGCAUUGAGUAUCACAUGUGGAACACAUAUGAUGUUCAUUUUUAUGCAUCGUUUUCUUUGGUGAUGCUAUUUCCAGAGCUUGAACUUAGCAUCCAGAGAGACUUUGCUGCAGCAGUUCUACUGCAUGAUCCUAGUAAAAUGAAACUUCUACAUGACGGGAAAUGGGCAUCAAGGAAAGUUCUUGGUGCUGUUCCACAUGAUAUUGGGCUUAAUGACCCAUGGUUUGAAGUGAAUGCUUACAACCUCCAUAACACUGACCGAUGGAAAGACUUAAACCCAAAAUUUGUUCUCCAGGUUUACAGGGAUGUUGUAGCCACAGGUGACAAGAAAUUCGCACUAGCUGUUUGGCCUUCUGUUUAUGUGGCAAUGGCCUAUAUGGAUCAAUUUGACAAGGAUGGGGAUGGUAUGAUUGAAAAUGAUGGAUUUCCUGAUCAGACGUAUGACACAUGGUCAGUCUCAGGUGUGAGUGCAUAUUGUGGAGGGCUGUGGGUUGCAGCACUUGAAGCAGCUUCAGCCCUAGCUCGUGAAGUUGGUGAUAAGGGCUCACAGGAUUAUUUUUGGUUUAAAUUUCAGAAAGCAAAGGCUGUUUAUCUGAAAUUAUGGAAUGGUUCGUAUUUCAAUUACGACAGCAGUGGUGGUGGUAAUAGCGCAUCUAUCCAAGCUGAUCAAUUGGCUGGACAAUGGUAUGCUCGAGCAUGUGGUCUAACACCAAUCGUUGACGAGGAAAAGGCAAAAUGUGCCCUUGCCAGUAUUUUUGAAUUUAAUGUGAUGAAAGUAAAGGAGGGGCGACGAGGGGCUGUCAACGGAAUGCUUCCCGAUGGAAAUGUUGACUUGUCAUCAAUGCAGUCAAGAGAGAUAUGGUCUGGUGUUACUUAUGCCCUUGCGGCCACCAUGAUUCAAGAAGGAUUACUGGAUAUGGGUCUUCAGACUGCAUAUGGUGUUUUUGAAGCCGUUUGGUCACAAAAAGGACUUGGGUACUCCUUUCAAACUCCAGAAGCUUGGAAUACCAAUGAUCAGUACAGGUCGCUCUGCUAUAUGCGCCCGUUGGCUAUAUGGGCAAUUCAAUGGGCAUUAAGCCGGCCAGAGCCCUCUGAGUCGGAAACACAACCAGAAGUGAACGAAGAAUAUUUGGCUAGAUGUCACUUAGGAUUCUCAAAAGUUGCCCGUCUUUUGAAGUUACCAGAAGAGGUAGCUUCCACAGGUCUAGUGCAGGUUCUUUAUGAUAAAACUUGCAGGAAGAUGUGGAAUUGAUUACAUAUUAUUUUCAGGGAUUCAUGUUCUUGGUUUUCCCAUUAUUAUUGUAUACUUGUAUUGCCAGAAGUUUUUCUAGACCAUAUUCGCUGCAAAAAUGAGUACAAUUUAUUCUCAUUGAAUAACUUCCGUGAUAAUAGUAGAUUACCAUGUUUGGCCAUCCUUAA